AACAAAUUGUCAUUACAACCGGCCGGGCUACUACGUUCAAUUAGAGUUAAUUAUCUGCCACCACCUUCUGCGGGCCAAUUAUUGAGCGAACGACAACGACGACGACGCGAGACGUCGAAGAAGACAAGAACCCCCGGCCCGCACCGGAGUGGUGGUGACCAGGGAAAGCAGAGUGGGCUGCGUGGCACGCGCCAAGUCUUGGGAAAACUUUUCGUCGUUCCGGAGCAGACGGUGAGUGGUGAAGGCAGUCACAGGGAACGGAUUGCUGCCUCCGCUGCAUUCCUUUCUAAUAAUCGCAAAACGGACCGCGGGGGAGGGGGACAGCUUUGCUCAGCAUUCUGUUGUCGUCGUCGGAUUCUACCAGCGUCGAACGGUGUGGGCAGGAGCGCCAACGUUUUAAAGAGUUUCGCAAUUUGCGCUGCUGACCGUCGAGUCCUUUGAAGCACUGAAGACAAUGUUGUGCCGUCGGAUGCGGCUCACCGAACGCCAUCUACAGCCACCCCGGGAACCACUCGAAGGUCCAAUCGUACGACCCUGCACGGUGAGGAAGCUGAUGAACCUUGGACAAGCGCGCUGCAACGGUGGUGUUGGUGGUGAGCUCUGCACGACCAAUGCCAUCCCUCCAACGACCAUCACCAUUCCGACGGGCGACGCCACAGGACUAGGUUUCGAGGAGCAACCACGUGGGAGGAAACCGCCCGAUGGACCGAAGACACCGCUGAUGAUCGUGAAUCUCAACAUACCGCCCGGCACCGAAACGUUGGCGCCCAAGAGUGCAUCGCGAACGGAACGCACCAAACUUCCUCACUUCUGUCUUCAGUAUCGCAAUCUAACCCGGCUCUGUUCUGCACCGCCCGGGGCGACGACGACGACGACGACAAACACCGUUGGACCGGGCACGGCUACCGGUGGUCCCGGAGCACCGACACAGAUUCCUCAGAUUUUCAUUCAAAGCUUCGAGCUACAGGAUCGUCGUGCUGUCGAUGGGCAAGGCCAGGUGGCAGGGGAUGGUGCACAGGACGGUAACAGUGGCAAUGACGGCCAGCAGUACAACAUCAUCACCGAGAACGAUGAGGAUACGUUCGCGACGCUACUGUUGGAGAACAUUUCGAACAUUUCGCUCGAGAUGAUCCAGCGGCAUCAACAGAAGCUACUCGGGACGGCCGGUUCCUCGAUGACCGAUGGCCAAUUGCAGACUGGGGCUAGUGGUGCGAGUGCAGCCUGCUUCCAGCAUGUCGAGGGUUGCAGUAGCAUGGAUCGUACCGAUAGUAAGACGUCCGCCGAUGGUGUCGUCUGUGGGGCGCUCGAUAUGCGACUGGAUUCGACGGAGGAACGUGGUGGGGCGUUGCCGAGGGAGGGUAGUGGACGGGCGGAAUACGGGAAUGUACGCGGUGGUACGCAGGAUGGGAUCGAUGAGCCACUGAGCGACAUACCGGCCGGAUACCGGUCGCUUUGCUACCGAACACCGAGCCCUAAGACGCGCCAGAUCAUUCGGGUGGAUAUCGUCACGAGCAGGGAGAAGUACUGAGCGCGGACGUAGCUUUUUGGUUGUUGGUUAUGUUUGGCAUUUGUU
Molecule: messenger RNA, 1573 nt
Organism: Anopheles aquasalis
Lineage: Eukaryota; Metazoa; Arthropoda; Insecta; Diptera; Culicidae
Source: RefSeq, a predicted model, not a curated record